AUGGCGAGUUCUGCGCGGAUUGAUUUCCGGCCCCCCGUAUACAAGCUUCAACUUUCACCCGCGUCCGUGACCUGCGCCAACGUUAUGCUGCCCGCCUCCCCGUCCGUCGUAAUCACCGUCCUUUGGGUACAAAAGCGCACGGAUGCGCUUGAUUGCAGCCGAGGCGAUGCGGCGCGGGAACACUCGUCUACGUUUCCACCGACUUGGAAUUUAAAAGACAAGGGCAUGCCGGUGAUUGUCAUUUUGCUUUUUCUCACCUUGGCACACUCGAUAUCAUUGGUUCGAAAGCUGGCCACAACUUCCAAUUACAGCCCGAAGCAGAGCAAAGACAACUAUAUGACAUUGACACCCCGAUCCGGCUCAAUCAUGGCCCCAAACAGGCAAGGGGAGUACUCGCCGAACGCCCCCUUGUUUGAUUCCCACUCUCAAAGCUGCCGCGUGUGA
Molecule: messenger RNA, 444 nt
Organism: Dothidotthia symphoricarpi CBS 119687
Lineage: Eukaryota; Fungi; Ascomycota; Dothideomycetes; Pleosporales; Dothidotthiaceae
Exons: 1
Coding region: 1-444 (147 amino acids)
Source: RefSeq, a predicted model, not a curated record